CAAUAUCGGGCUGAAACGUUAGUUUAAAGAAGUUCAGUUUAAGUCGACAGUUCAACGAAGUUGGUAGUUCUAAGAUAUAAAAAGUCAGUUUAUUCGAAAAUUCCGUGUUCCUCACGGGUAGUUUUUUUUUUUUAAAUAAACGAUUUUGGAUAUUUGUUUCUAUUUUUGUCUCAAAGAGGACUAUCUCAACUAUGUUAGUGCGGAAGCUGUUCAUCAUCUUUUGGAUGAUGGGACAUCAAACAUUGGCCUUAUAUGUCCCACAAGAUGUUGAAAUUCUCGAUGGCUAUGACUUUGAAGAAUCACCCGAAUACUAUCAAUCAGAUAGUGCCUACUAUGAGGCUAGAAGUUUAGCUGCUGCUGGAAACUUUGGUCAAUCGAAAUCAAUACGUAAUCGUCGUUCAACAGCAGAAUACGAUGCAGCAAAAGCUUCCAACACUAAGUCGAAAAAGAAAGACAUAGAACAAAAUGUUGAUAGUGAUAAAAUCGAGGUAGUUGACAAGAAAAAUCCAUCAGGUGGGCGUCAAAUGUUGCCAAAGGCUGAAAAACAAGUCAUGGAGCCUAAUUACUAUCGUAAAGAUUCAUGGAAUGAUUACUCAUGGAAUAUAAAACGAGAUGACGAUGAUUCAGUUUCGGAUGCAAGCAAUGAUGGCUUCAGAAGACGACAACCACGAGUGAACUUUGUAACUCAGCCUAAGAAGGUUGACCUAGAUCCAAAGGAUCGGACUAUUGUUAAAAUCUCCCCACCACAAUUGAAGCCCCAUUACGAUGAUUACGAGCCGUACAAAUACGAAAUGUAUCCAUCAAGAUCAUAUGAUCAAUAUCUUCGACGUUAUGAUAGGUACGACGAACAAUACGAUCGUGAUCCUUAUAACUAUGACGAACAUUAUCUGUUCCGUCGUCAUUAUGAUCCCUACGACAGCUACAGUCCUCGUGUCCCCAACUAUCCUGAAGCUUACUACAACUAUCCCGAUAGAAGAUUCGAUGUUCCAGAACCACGGGACUACGGUUCACUUUACAACAAUGAAAUAUACGAUCGUCCAUCAAGCUAUGACAACCGUAAUCGUCGCAUUGUCUACUACGCUCAUUUGCCCGAAAUAGUUCGACCUCCACCCGGUGUUGAUUAUAGCAAUCACUACGAUAGAGGUCGUUACGAUAGCAACAGGAGAAAUCCUGAAGUAACCAUACCAAUAGCUUAUAAGGUUGCAAAAGAGUCUGAAACCAAAGAUUCAUAUGGAUUUGUGAAGCGAGAAAAAAAAGAUCAUAGAAACUCUGCAACAGUGUCGCCAAGUAAAUCACCAUCAAGAGAAUAAAAAAGGGGAAGAGUUGGGAGUGCACGUGAAAUGAUUUUUCAAUGAUUUCAUUUGUAUAACUUAUUUUUUAUAAUAAAUAUUAAGCUAAAGUAAGUUUAAUUACAGUAAACUUUCAUAAAGUCAAAGAAAAAGUUUUCGAGAAAUAUUAUUUUGUUUCAUGAAAAAGUUGUUUUGGAAAUUAUAUUUUAAAAUAAAAAAAUAAAUAUUAUAA
This is a messenger RNA of Eupeodes corollae, 1521 nucleotides long. RefSeq lists its product as uncharacterized. The coding region runs from base 192 to 1310 and encodes 372 amino acids. NCBI's taxonomy places the organism in Eukaryota, Metazoa, Arthropoda, Insecta, Diptera, Syrphidae. The record is from RefSeq and is a predicted model, not a curated record. The transcript is spliced from 3 exons.